Macrosiphum euphorbiae (potato aphid) is the source of this 2277-nucleotide messenger RNA. The record is from the annotation of a GenBank genome assembly. NCBI's taxonomy places the organism in Eukaryota, Metazoa, Arthropoda, Insecta, Hemiptera, Aphididae.
AUGCGUUUCAAAUCAACAAUAUUAAAAGAUUCUGUGGAUCAAUCUGUUGUUUGUAUUGGUUGGACUGGAAACGAUGAAAUUAUAAUCGGAAGAAGCGACUCAACAUUAUCAAAAUGGAGCCAAGCUACAAAAGAAAAUAUAAAGUUGUGCGAUAUUUCUGACGAAUCAUCGUAUCCUAUAGAUUUGCAUAUGUUAUCUAGUACUCAGAGACUCACAAACAAGACGGCAGGGAUUGAACAAAUCCUUAUAACUACAUCAAAUGGCAAGUUACAUUUAAUGAGCAAAAUCACUAAAAUCGAUAAAACAGUAGAAGCUCAUGAAGGUAACGCAACGGUCGGGAAAUGGAGUCCUGAUGGUUCCACUUUAUUAACAGCUGGCGAGGACGGAUCUAUAAAAAUAUGGUCUCGUAUCGGAAUGUUGAGAACAAAAUUGAUCGUAAAUGCUGAGCCCAUAUUAUCGGCUGACUGGAAUUCCGACUCAUCUAAAAUUGUGUAUACUCAACACGAUACGCUUUGUAUUAAAUCAUUAAAAGCGAACAUAAAAACAAUUAGAAUUAGAGGCCAUAGUGAUCUUAUACUCAAAGUUUCGUGGUGUAGAGCCAACGAUUUGAUUGUAUCGGGAGGCGAAGAUUGUUACUAUAAGAUUUGGGAUUCAUACGGAAAUUCUGUAUUUGUGAGUGAAAAACUCACACAUCCAGUAACAUCUCAUUGUUGGAAGUCUGAUGGGAAUUUGCUAGUUGUUAGUUGUUACAACAAAAUUCUACUUUGUAAUCAAUACGGAAUAGUCCUGUCGACAGAUUACGUUGAUUGUGGAAGCAUUUGUUCGCUUUGUUGGUCACCGGAUAGUACUCAAGUAGCUGCUGUGUGUGCUAAUGGAAGACUAAUGAUUUCUACUUUGGUUGAAAGAAGUAUUUCGAGACGGAAUUUUCAUUGUUUGAUCACGUCACGGAAAACAAUGACCGUGAAGGAUGUAUUAAACGAAACCAAAGAAAACCUCGAUUUCCCCGAACGUAUCGUCCACGUAGCUAUGGAGUACAAUCAUUUAAUAGUGACUACUUGCACUCAAUGUUUUGUUUAUCAAAUGCCCAAUCUAAACACUCCGCAAAUUAUCAAUUUAAAAGACACGAACGUGUUUAUGAUAAUUUUGACUGAAAAGUAUUUUGCUAUAUUAUCGAUAAGUCGAGUCGACAUUUACACAUUUGACUGUAAAUUGGUUUCGUCUCCUAAAUGGCCGAAUAUGCAAUGUGACAUAAUUCAAAAGAAUCACGUAUCCAUGUCUGAUCAUAUAUUGGCCGUAAGAGAUCAACUGAAUGACAAAAUGAUACACGUAUUUGAAAUAUCACCGUUGAGUGCAUUGCCCACAAUUAAACACGGAUUUGGAGUUACUGAUGUACAGUUGAUGACCACCAAAAUCCAAGAUAAACGUUAUUUGGCGUUGAUUGAUUUAAGCAUGAACAUAUUUAUUGUCCAUAUAGGGCAUAAAGAUGGUGCUAAGACAUAUAAACUUGGUUCCAUGUUUCAUAGCAUGUGCUGGAACAGUCAAACAGAAUCACUGGCUGCGUUGCAAUAUACAAAUCUAAUAGUGUGGUAUGACCCUUUACUUUUACUGAACGACCAAAUCCUUGUGCGGAAGUCGCUAGAAAAAAGUGAUUUGAGUUUUUACGGAAACAAGUUAAAUAUCGAGUUAUACGAAGACAACAUGGUGAGUCUGAUCAACACAGACGGCGUCAAGGUAUUUGUCCAGGUGUCCCCUUACCUGGAAGCUCUGAAGAAUUACAUAGGUUCAAGCAAAUGGAUGGAAUGUCGAACCGUUUGCCGAGACAUGAAGAAUGAAGCGAUGUGGGCACUUCUGGCUGGUUCUGCUGUGUUGGCUAAACAGCUAGACACUGCCGAAGAGUGUUUUCUUGCCAUCGGGCAGAUCGAGCGAGCUACAUUUAUCCAACACAUAAAGACAAUAUCUGACAGAACAGUACAGGAGUCAUCACUAGCUCUGCUAUCUGGAAAAAUAUCAGAAGCCGAAUCAAUUUUGCUGAGAAACGGAUCCACAUUUAAAGCUAUCAUGUUUAACGUACAUAUACAUAACUGGAGUAGAGCUUUGGAAUUGGCAGUAAAACAUAAGAAAUACCUAAACACGGUUAUUUAUAAACGAAGAAAUUAUUUAGAUUUUUACAAAAAAGAAGAAACAAAUGAUAAGUUUUUAAAAUAUUCAAAUAUAGAAAUUGAUAAUGAAGAAGUCUUGAAAGAAAUUGAAAUUGAAAACGAAAAACAACAUUUGUAA